AUGGAAAAAGUGAGGGGGCCCGCUCAAUACAACCAAUUUGCCCAAAAACCACCAACGACUAAUGCUCAGUACGGUUACCUGGUUCAGCAGGAAAUUGAGCAGAAGAAGUUUAUGAAAAAGGCUGUAGAUAUGGGAUGCGCUGACGAAGCCAAGAAGUCUAAGGAGGUAGUCUACUGCAAGCCCGUGCAUCGAUCCGCCGAAGUGGUAACCACGGGUCGACGCGUGGACUACUUUAUCGCACCCAAACUGAAGAGCGGCUACAACAAACCCUACGUGCCGCAAUGCAAUCAGAGAAAACCCUGA
Dibothriocephalus latus is the source of this 303-nucleotide messenger RNA. The record is from the annotation of a GenBank genome assembly. Lineage: Eukaryota; Metazoa; Platyhelminthes; Cestoda; Diphyllobothriidea; Diphyllobothriidae.